ACAGUUCAUCAAUUAUUGUUUCAGGAGUCGAACUUUUCGGUUUCGAAUUCGGAAUUCUCAGUUGACGGCGAUGGCGUUGAAGCGUGUUGCGAGCUCUGCUAUUCGUGCUCUUGGUUCAUCAUCGGCCGGAUCAGACUCUUCGAUUACUCUCACGAGGAGUCUCCAUGCCUCUGCAGGAGGCAAAAAGAUUGUGGGGGUGUUCUACAAGGCAAAUGAAUAUGCGUCACUGAAUCCUAAUUUUUUGGGUUCUGCUGAACGAGCCUUGGGCAUUCGUGAAUGGCUGGAAUCUCAAGGCCACGAAUACAUUGUCACUGACGAUAAGGAAGGACCAAACUGUGAACUUGAGAAGCAUAUUCCUGAUCUCCAUGUCCUUAUAACUACCCCAUUCCACCCUGCCUAUGUUACGGCUGAGAGGAUAAAAAAGGCCAAAAAUUUGCAAUUGCUUCUCACAGCCGGAAUCGGCUCCGAUCAUGUUGAUCUGAAGGCAGCUGCAGCUGCUGGAUUGACCGUUGCAGAGGUUACCGGAAGCAACGUCGUGUCUGUUGCUGAGGAUGAACUCAUGAGGAUCCUCAUUCUUGUUCGGAAUUUCGUACCUGGACACCAGCAGGUUAUCAAGGGAGAAUGGAAUGUGGCUGGUAUUGCACAUAGAGCAUAUGAUCUUGAGGGGAAAACGGUGGGAACUGUUGGUGCUGGACGUAUUGGCAAGCUUUUACUCCAAAGGUUGAAGCCUUUCAACUGUAAUCUCCUCUAUCACGACCGGUUGAAGAUGGAUCCAGAAUUGGAGACUCAGACAGGAGCAAAGUUCGAGGAAGACCUUGAUGGCAUGCUUGCCAAAUGUGACGUAGUUGUCAUUAACAUGCCUCUCACAGAGAAGACAAGGGGGCUGUUUGACAAAGCUAAGAUUGCAAAGAUGAAAAAAGGGGUGCUAAUUGUCAACAAUGCUCGUGGAGCAAUCAUGGAUACUCAGGCAGUGGUUGAUGCUUGCUCCAGCGGACAUAUUGCAGGCUACAGUGGGGAUGUCUGGAACCCACAGCCUUCUCCAAAGGACCAUCCAUGGCGUUACAUGCCAAACCAAGCUAUGACUCCUCAUAUUUCUGGUACCACCAUUGAUGCACAGCUGCGUUAUGCUGCUGGAACCAAGGACAUGCUCGAAAGGUACUUCAAGGGAGAAGAAUUUCCUCCACAGAAUUACAUUGUUAAGGAAGGCAAAAUAGCACCACAAUACCAGUGAUUUUUGUCUGUCACCGACAUCGUAUCGUCAGCAGUGUCUUUUAGUAAUGGGGUUUCUUUGAGUCUGAGUUUUCUUUUUCUUCAGUCAGUAUCAAAAAUGUACUAAGUGGGGCUUUUGUCCCUUUAAAUAAAAUCGUCUCAGCUUAUGUUAUCAGAAACUACCUUGAUCACUUCUUGGAGUUAUAAUCACGAAUUAGCCUAAAGCUUGAGCAGC
This is a messenger RNA of Tripterygium wilfordii, 1444 nucleotides long. Its product is annotated as formate dehydrogenase, mitochondrial. Lineage: Eukaryota; Viridiplantae; Streptophyta; Magnoliopsida; Celastrales; Celastraceae. The transcript is spliced from 6 exons. Gene Ontology annotation, molecular function: formate dehydrogenase (NAD+) activity; NAD binding; oxidoreductase activity, acting on the CH-OH group of donors, NAD or NADP as acceptor. The record is from RefSeq and is a predicted model, not a curated record. The coding region runs from base 71 to 1231 and encodes 386 amino acids. Gene Ontology annotation, cellular component: mitochondrion; chloroplast.